Messenger RNA from Chondrus crispus (carragheen), 1068 nucleotides. RefSeq lists its product as hypothetical. The record is from RefSeq and is a predicted model, not a curated record. Gene Ontology annotation, molecular function: DNA helicase activity. The coding region runs from base 1 to 1068 and encodes 355 amino acids. NCBI's taxonomy places the organism in Eukaryota, Rhodophyta, Florideophyceae, Gigartinales, Gigartinaceae. The transcript has a single exon. Gene Ontology annotation, biological process: DNA repair; telomere maintenance.
AUGUUCCAUCGAAAUUGCAUUGAGACUGUCGAUCGCUCCUUUCGCGACUUGAUGCAGACCGACCGGUCCUUCGGAGGAAAGUUCAUCGUGCUCGCUGGAGACUUUAGACAAAUCCUUCCCGUCGUUCCGGGCGGGUCCAGAGCACAAAUCCUGAGCGCGUGCGUCAAGGUUUCUCCGCUGUAUCGAGAGUGCCGAUUCUUGUGCCUUACCGAGAACAUGCGAUUUGCUGCUCUCCGAGCGGACCCUGCAGCAGAUGUGGAGGCUCUCAACUUUCCAGAGUUCCUCCUCAGCGUCGGGGAAAGCAGACUCCAAGGCGAACAGUGCCCGGAAUGGAUCUCACUACCACAGUCCGUAGCGUUCGAGCACACCAUCCGCAAUUUAUGCGUCAAGGUCUUCCAAGAGAUUCGAGACAAUCACGCCGACCCUGCCUGGCUCACCAAGCGCGUUAUACUCACCACAAUGAACAGGCCGCUCGAGGAAGUCAACGAGGUCAUCGGAAACAUGAUUCCGGGACCGUAUCGAACGUAUUUAAGCGCAGACAAGGUCGAGAACGAAGACACCAACGCGGUGAUCUAUCCCACAGAAAUGCUCAACAACUUGACCGCCGGGUCUGCUCUACCAGACCACAAGCUCAAGCUCAAGAAAGUUUUCAUCGUCAUGCUUCUGCGCAAUCUCGAUCCCACUUCCGGUCACGUCAACGGCGCACGAUAUGGCAUCGAGAAAAUGACCAACAACCUACUCUUUCUACGCGUUACCACGGGGUCACAUGAAGGCAACAGACUCUGCCUUCCACGAAUGCCCUGCGGACCAGGCGACGACAACUUUCCCAUCCCUGGCUUUACUCGAACGCAGUUCCCCAUUCGCACGUGCUUCGCCAUUACAACGAACAAAGCCCAAGGCCAGUCCUUCGGUGGCCGCAUUGGUCUCGACCUACGAGAUCAUUGCUUCUCGCACGGUCAACUCUACGUCGCAUUAUCGAGGACAACUCACCCAAGCAACGUCACUAUCCUCACUCGAGAGUUCGAUGCAAAAACGCGAAACGUAGUGUACCCCGAGGUCCUUCAGUAG